Molecule: messenger RNA, 543 nt
Organism: Schistosoma turkestanicum
Lineage: Eukaryota; Metazoa; Platyhelminthes; Trematoda; Strigeidida; Schistosomatidae
Source: the annotation of a GenBank genome assembly
AUGUUAUUUAUUUCAUCAUUCCUCGUCUUUCUUGUUGUAUUUUCGAUUACUUUCUGUUCUGAAAAUGAAUGGCAUAUUGGUGUAAUAUACGAUGAUGGAUUCGAUCAAGCAAAUUAUAAUCUAACUGACAUAUUCUUGGCAUUGAAACCAACUCUUGAACACUACGCUGAUAUUUCAACAAGAAAUUCCUCUUUACCUAAAACCCAAAAAUUCAAGUUUACAAUUGAAAAGUUUUUUAUUAAUCAAUUGUGCAGUUUCAUCAGUCAGGAUGUGAAUUUAGUUUUGAGUUUGACAGCAUGUUCAACAGCUGAAUAUUUGGAAAGUGAGACAUAUCGUUAUCAUCUACCGCAUGUCGCUAUACCAAGGCCUUCAUGCAAGGAGAAACAGACAACUAAGGCUACAGAGACAACAACCGUGUGGAUUCAAACUGAUCCUUUUCGGAUGGCCAAGGCGAUUCUGGAGAUCAGUGAAAUGGAACGAGCUUCACAUGCUCUUAUAUUAGCUGAUGGAUUGACUGGUACCUUAAUUUUAAUUCACAAGUGA